This is a messenger RNA of Acipenser ruthenus (sterlet), 1857 nucleotides long. Its product is annotated as protein CUSTOS-like. Bases 619 to 1272 code for a protein of 217 amino acids. Gene Ontology annotation, biological process: negative regulation of Wnt signaling pathway; Wnt signaling pathway; Spemann organizer formation. The record is from RefSeq and is a predicted model, not a curated record. The transcript is spliced from 6 exons. Lineage: Eukaryota; Metazoa; Chordata; Actinopteri; Acipenseriformes; Acipenseridae.
GGCAGCGUUUUCAUGUGGAAGGUAGACGCAGAAAAGGACUUGCAGGGCGCUGUGAAAGACACAGACACGCUGAGCAGAGGCAGAGCUGCAUGCAUCGGGUUUUGUCAGUGCAGAAAACUGUGAGAAAUACAUGCAUAACAACACGCUCUCGUGUCUAUCUCUGUAGAAUGCCUGUUCUGUGCAGUUCAUUUGAACUGUGCACUAUUGAAAGAACAUUCGUGUGUAUUUAUUUUAAUUCAACUUUGAAUUGAAAAAGCACAUUAAUGUAUUAAUAUAUACUUUUACAAACAGCAACUUAUUUAUACUAACUUUAUUUUUUUUUCUAUGUUAAUCAUAUAUUAAGAGUAUUGGCAGCACUUCGUGUUAGCUAGCUCUUUGAAAAUAGAAGGAUCAUGCGUGCUGUUUUCACAACUCAAUGCGACGGGUAUCGAAGACGCUUCUGUAAUACAUUUUGCAAGUUAUACAUAUAAAUGUCAAUAAUACUGACUGCCAUAGACGUCUGAUCAGAGGCUAUAAACCUCCAUGAAAACACAGCUAGUAUUAUUAGCAGACACAGUACUGCGAUUACACUCGUGCAAGUGUAUUUACAAUUGAUAUACAGACCUGAGACUUUACCCUAUGCUUCCGGAACAUGACCAUGAUCAUCUGUCCAGGAGGUGGUGCCAAAGACAUUCUAAUGGUGAAAACACCAAACAAGUGAGAAAUGGUUUUACUUCAGCCAGACCUAGUCGUCGCCCACGCGUGGAUGGCCACGAGCACGAUGCCAAUGAGCUGCAGACCACGCCAGAGUUCCGCGCACACGUGGCCAAGAAGCUGGGCGCCAUGCUGGACAGCAGCAUAACAGUGACAGAGGAAGCUGCAAGUCCUCCCCCUGACCCAGGCAGUGACGACAACGGAUUUCGUUUGUUCUCCACCUCCAUCCCGGGCGGCACUGCAGAACCGGACCCCCCCCCGGCAGCGAGGCGCCGCCCCCCUCCCAGCUCCAGUGACUCGGACAGCGAGAUGGAGGAGAGGCUGAGGGAGGCAGCGGUGUCGGGGAGAGACAUCCUGAAGCACAGCGCCAUCCCCAGCCAGCAGAACCAGGGAGCGCAGGAGGAGGGGAGGAAGGGAGUGAGAGAGGAGGGGGGAAGCUGCAGUGAGCAGAGCGCCACACCACAGGUUCCGAAGAAGAAGAAAAAGAAGAAGAAGAAAAAGAAAGAGAGCAGGCAGGAGGAGGGGGCUGACUGCACCCCAGAGACUGGCAGGAAAACCAAAGUGAAACGGGACACCUAAGAGACUGCUUCCCAGCCUGGAGCCUGGACAAGAGCACCCACACCCAUCACAGCCUUGCAUUCUCGCUCUCUGCCUUCCUUGCUUGUAUUCUCUCUGUACCUCGCGUUCUCAUGGGUCCCUAUUCCCUUAGCUUUCUCUCGCUCUUCCUCUGUGCAUUCCCAUUCUUUCCCUCUAUCUGUCCCUCUUCCCCAGGGCACUGCAGCUCUCUGUUGGUUAGGGUGCGAGGUGCCAGGAGCAGGGCUCUGUAAAAUGAACGGACAGCGUCCAGCAGGCCUCCUGAGCAGGACUGAGAGGUAGUGAUAACUGUGUCUGUAGCCGCGGGAUCUCUUUCAAGCUAAUGCAGAGUGUUUGCUCAGUGGAAAGGCAUUGAGAAGCUGGGGUCUGGAGCAGUACAGUGUGUAUAUAUACUGCAGGUCCAGCUGUGUGCAUGGGACAUGCUGGGUUAUUUGGAAUCCGUUUCUUUGGGCACAGAUCCGUAUCCUGAUUGUAUAAAGCGUGGAUGUGUUUGGAAAUCGGGUGCAAGCGUCAGUGGGUUCUGCCUUCCAGCUGUACAGAACCUUUGCAUAUUAAAGGGAUGUUUUCCAA